GAAGGGAGCGGCCGGAGGGAUGGAGCGGGUCCCGGCAGGGAUGCGGUAGCUCCCGGGACAUCCCGACGCGCCGGGACGCGGUGAAGCUGCCAUCCCCAAACCUCUCUGCAAUGGCCUCAGGGAAUGAGGGGAAUGAGGAACGCCGGGGGAGCCACGGGCUCAGCUCAGAAGGCCGCGUGGCAGAGGAGGCUGAGGAGGUGUUCCGCAGCUACGCCUUCUACCGCUACCAGCAGGAGCGCCAGGAGCGCGGCGCGGAGCUGCCGCCCGACCCCGAGAUCGAGCAGAUCCAGCAGGAGCUGGAGAGCACGGGCAGCCAGGUGGGGCAGCGCCUGGCCAUCAUCGGGGACGACAUCUACCGGCGCUACGACGCCGAGUUCCGCACCAUGCUGGAGAGCCUGCAGCCCACCCGCCACAACGCCUACGAGACCUUCACCAAAAUUGCCUCCAGCCUGUUUGAGAGUGGCAUCAACUGGGGCCGGGUGAUCGCCCUGCUGGCCUUCGGGUACCGCCUGGCCAUGCACGUGUGGCAGCGCGGCGUCAGCGGGUUCCUGCGGCGCAUCGCGCGCUACGUCGGGGAGUUCAUGCUGCAGCACCGCAUCGCGCGCUGGAUCGCGCAGCAGGGAGGAUGGGAGGCCGUGCAGAACCUGGACAAUGUUUACGUGAAGUACCUGCUGGUGGCGGCCGUGGUGGUGGUGCUGGGGCACCUGGUGCUGCGGCGCUUCCUCACCCCCUGACGGGGGCACCGGGCACCCCCUGCUCUGCCCCACACCCCCGCGACUGGGGCGACCCCAGGAACCCCCAGG
Messenger RNA from Melozone crissalis (California towhee), 803 nucleotides. RefSeq names its product BCL2 antagonist/killer 1 (gene BAK1). Gene Ontology annotation, cellular component: mitochondrial outer membrane. The record is from RefSeq and is a predicted model, not a curated record. NCBI's taxonomy places the organism in Eukaryota, Metazoa, Chordata, Aves, Passeriformes, Passerellidae. The coding region runs from base 111 to 734 and encodes 207 amino acids. Gene Ontology annotation, biological process: extrinsic apoptotic signaling pathway in absence of ligand; intrinsic apoptotic signaling pathway in response to DNA damage; regulation of apoptotic process. Gene Ontology annotation, molecular function: protein heterodimerization activity; protein homodimerization activity. The transcript has 6 exons.